AUGUCCUCGCAAAGCCAAAUAAUUCCGGCCCUGGGUCGUCCCUUUCACCUUGGCAUGCUUUACGAUCGCCGUUCAGACCAGCUGAUUAUUGGGAAAACAUUGUGGUCUCUGGAUCAUCUAAGUCAGGCCGUUAACACGAUAACCAAACCAUACACCAACUCAGAAGUCCUUGCCGAAGACACAAUUGACGAUAAAACAAGUGCUCUCAAUAUUGAAGGAAGCAUUAAAUUGAGUUUCCUUUGGGGUUUAGUUAAUGUACAUGGAGCAGCGAAAUACUUAGAUGACAGAAAGGCAUCAAGUCACCAUUCUCGCGUUGUUCUAAAGUAUGAGACAACAACUGAGUUUAAACAGUUGACCAUGGAACAUUUGGGACCUGGAAAGGUGCAGUAUCCAGAGGUGUUUGACCAAGAUAUUGCCACUGAUGUAGUGGUUGGAAUUCUGUAUGGAGCCAAAGCAUUUUUGAUCUUUGACCAGGAAGUUUCCAAAGAUGAAUCCUUGAAAGAGGUGCAUGGAAGUAUGGAGUUACUGGUGAAAUCCUUGCCUGGUAUCUCUACAGACAUAACUGAAGACCAGAAGAAGAAAACAGAGAAAAUGCAUUGCAAGAUGUAUGGAGAUUUCAGAACAGAAGAAAGUCCAACUACUUACGAAGAAGCAGUGAGAGUCUACAAACAGCUACCAUCAUUGAUUGGGGACAAGGGUCAGAACGCAGUUGCUGUCCAAGUAUAUUUACGCCCGCUCAGUGAAAUCGAUUGCAAGAGGCAACGAAUGGUGAGAGAAAUCAGUGCCAAUUAUAUGAGCAAGACAUGCGAGAUUCAAGAGCACAUACAGUGUAUCGAGUCUAAGUGCAGCGAGUUAAUGAGAGAGGAUGUUUGUUCGUCUUUCUCUCGAGUCAAGAAGCAGUUAUCAAGUUUCAAAAGUAAUAUCUCGCGCUACAAGAUCUUUCUCCAGAAGAAGUUGUUGCCUUUGCUUCCCAGCAUAAGAGGAGGCGGAGCAGAAGAAUCAGAACUUGGCGAUAUCUUUGAAGAAAAAGAGCGUUCCCCCUUCGCACAAACUCGCAUUGAUGCUUGGAUCGUGGAAAAAGAGAAAGAGAUGAAGAGAUUGCAAAGUAUUAUCGGUUCCUUGGGAGACACUCCUUUUGUUAGCCCUGAAGAUGUAGAAAAUGAAGCAUUCGACCUAAGCAAUGAGCACGUUGUGUGCUGUACAUUUAAGAUUGGAAAGGAAGACGAUCCUCAGAUUUUGAGUAUGGAUGCCUACCUCACAGGAAAAGUUCUGCCAGAGUUGAAGAGAAAGGCAUCAUCGGGUACUGAUGACAAAAAUGUAAAUAAAAGUAUCCGCCAGACACUAAAACAGUUCUCAGAACUGAAAUCUGCAAAUGAAGAUCACAAAAAAGUGAAAUUUUUCGCCACAGAGGAGUGUCUGUCUGACAAUUUCAGUGGAAACCCGGGAGCCUUCAUCUAUCUGUACGAGGAGGGCGAACUAGAAAAUGAUGGUUUUAAGCUAUCACCAAAGCCAGAAAACCUAGAAGCAAAGAGCGCGCGAGACGAUUCAAUCGAGCUUCGGUGGAAUGAUCCGCACUGGAGCGAGAACAAAAUUAAAAAGUACAAAGUUCAGUGCAAAAAAAAUGAAGCCAACUCCGACUGGAUCACUCAGUGCACACCGUGUGGAAAUGAAGCUAGGAAAACUGCUACCAUAUCUGAUCUUCAACCAGCUACCAGCUAUCUGGUGCGAGUAUGCGCUGUGGGGCAGAUUGCGGUUAGCCAAUACAGUGAUACUUUGUAUGCAACUACCAAACCAACAAGUCCGCCUGGUAAGCCAACCUUCGCAGCUGCAACG
This is a messenger RNA of Porites evermanni, 1833 nucleotides long. NCBI's taxonomy places the organism in Eukaryota, Metazoa, Cnidaria, Anthozoa, Scleractinia, Poritidae. The record is from the annotation of a GenBank genome assembly.